This is a messenger RNA of Stegostoma tigrinum, 3509 nucleotides long. RefSeq names its product U2 snRNP-associated SURP domain containing (gene u2surp). The record is from RefSeq and is a predicted model, not a curated record. The coding region runs from base 205 to 3114 and encodes 969 amino acids. Gene Ontology annotation, biological process: RNA processing. Gene Ontology annotation, molecular function: RNA binding. Gene Ontology annotation, cellular component: nucleus. Lineage: Eukaryota; Metazoa; Chordata; Chondrichthyes; Orectolobiformes; Stegostomatidae. The transcript has 28 exons.
UUUCUGUGCUCGGAGCUCGAUUGAUCCGGCGGUGGAGGAAAAUGGCGGACAAAACAGUGCGGAGCUCGGGUAGACGCGGUGUGUGCAGCGACUGUGAGGUGCAAGUGAUGCAUUGCUGAUUUUUCCAACUGCAAACUUAUAUGAGCUUGUGUGUUUAAAAAAAGUGUGCUUCUGAUUAAUUAACUAAGUUAGAGUGCUGACAAAAUGACUGCCUCAAAGAGGACUCUCAGUAAAAAGGAGCAGGAGGAAAUUAAAAAGAAGGAAGAUGAAAAGGCAGCUGCUGAAAUAUAUGAAGAAUUUUUGGCUUCCUUUGAGGGUGCUGACUCCAGUAAAGUAAAAGCGUUUGUUAGAGGUGGCAUUGUAAAUGCAACAAGAGAAGAACGAUUGGAGGAACAGAAAGGAAAAUUGUAUAAACCUUCUACACGGGUUCCAGAGAUAAAGAGUUUAAUACCAGAGAAGUCAUCUUCACCAUCUUUCACGUCAGACCCCAAGAAGCCACCCCUGAAGAGGGGUGAAAAGGAGAAGAAAAAAAGUAACUUGGAACUAUUCAAAGAGGAAUUAAAGCAAAUUCAAGAAGAACGUGAUGAACGGCAGAAAACAAAAGUGGGUAAGGAUGCUCCUUUCAGGCCUAGUCGAUUUGAGCCUCUACCAUCAGAAGAGUCAUCGCAAAAUCGCCGCUCCUCUGAAUCUUCGAGGAGAAACAGGCAAACAAAUGCACUUGAGGAAUUUACUCCUGGUUCUCAUGAUGCAGGCGAUCCAACUACUACUAAUUUAUAUAUUGGUAAUAUUAAUCCGAAGAUGAAUGAAGAAAUGCUGUGUCAAGAGUUUGGACGUUUUGGCCCCUUGGCUAGUGUAAAGAUUAUGUGGCCCAGAACAGAAGAAGAAAGAGCCAGAGAGAGAAAUUGUGGAUUUGUAGCUUACAUGAACAGGAGAGAUGCUGAAAGAGCUUUGAAAAAUCUAAAUGGGAAGAUCAUUAUGGAAUUUGAAAUGAAGUUGGGUUGGGGUAAGGCUGUGCCAAUUCCUCCUCACCCAAUUUAUAUUCCACCUGCUAUGAGGGAGUUGACUCUACCACCACCCCCCUCUGGAUUACCUUUCAAUGCCCAACCACGGGAGAGGCUAAAGAACCCAACAACUCCAGUGAUGCCUCCGAAAAAUCAAGAUGACUUUGAAAAGACUCUGUCGCACGCCAUAGUCAAAGUGGUUAUCCCAACAGAAAGGAACUUACUGUGUGUCAUUCAUCGGAUGAUCGAAUUUGUGGUGCGUGAAGGGCCAAUGUUCGAAGCCAUGAUUAUGAACCGAGAAAUUAACAACCCCAUGUUCAGAUUCCUUUUUGAGAAUCAAAGCCCAGCACAUGUUUAUUACAGAUGGAAAUUGUAUUCAAUACUGCAGGGAGAUUCACCAACCAAGUGGCGAACUCUGGAUUUCCGUAUGUUCAAGAAUGGAUCAUUUUGGCGACCGCCACCUCUGAACCCAUACUUACAAGAAAUAUUAGAAGAAACAGAUUCACGUGUUGAGGAGAAUGUGAAAAAGGGGCAGUUGAAGGAAGAUCAAAGGGAUAAAUUGGAGGAACUCUUGCGGGGACUGACUCCACGUAAAAAUGACAUUGGUGAUGCAAUGGUGUUUUGCCUGAAUCAUGCUGAGGCUGCUGAAGAAAUUGUGGAAUGUAUCGCAGAAUCUUUGUCGAUAUUGAAGACUCCAUUACCUAAAAAGAUUGCCAGACUUUAUUUGGUGUCAGACGUGUUGUACAAUUCUUCUGCUAAAGUUUCAAAUGCAUCAUACUACAGAAAGUUUUUUGAAUCUAAGUUGUGCCAGAUAUUUGCAAAUCUUAAUGCAACCUACAAGUCAAUACAAGGUCACUUGCAGUCUGAAAAUUUUAAGCAAAGAGUGAUGGGUUGCUUUAGAGCAUGGGAAGAUUGGACAAUUUACCCUGACCCAUUCCUCAUUAAACUCCAAAAUAUCUUUCUUGGACUUGUAGAUCUUGAGGAAGAAAAUAAAGAAGUCUGCAAACCUCAGAAUAUUUACCUUGGACUUGUCGAUGUUGAAGAAAUGAAAGACAUUUCGAAACGACAGCCAGAGUCUGAAGAACUAGAUGGAGCACCUGUUGAGGACGAACUUGAUGGCGCCCCAUUGGAGGAUGUGGAUGGAGUUCCAAUUGAUCUGGGCUCUGGUCUAGAUGAUCUUGACGGCGUUCCUAUGAAGGUGCUGGAUGAUGACCUUGAUGGUGUUCCGAUUGAUGGCCCUGAAGAUCCCAAGAAGUUUCAGUCAGUAUUUAAAGUUGCUCCAUCAAAAUGGGAAGCAGUAGAUGAAGCAGAAUUGGAAUCACAAGCUGUUACAACUUCAAAAUGGGAGCUCUUUGACCAGCCGACUGAAUCAGAAGAGGAUGAACCACCAGUGGACAGCACAUUAAAGGAAAGUGAUGAUGAUGAUGAUGACAUCGAUGAUCAAGUGCCUCGGCCAGAGGAACUGCUUUAUUUUACUAACCCGGUUAAGGAAGAAUCAAUGGAAUCUAAACCUGUUCUCAAGUAUUCAGAAAUGUCUGAAGAAAAGCGAGCAAAGCUUCGAGAAAUAGAGCUCAAAGUAAUGAAGUUCCAAGAUGAGUUGGAAUCUGGGAAGAGGCUAAAAAAGGCAGGUCAGACCAUACAAGAGCAAGUAGAACAUUAUAGAGACAAACUACUUCAGAGGGAGAAGGAGAAAGAAUUGGAAAGAGAGCGUGACAAAAAGGACAAAGAGAAAGAUGUGAUUAAAUCAGAGUACCGUAUAAAAGAUGGUAAAGAAAAAGAAAGCUCCUCAUCCCCUUCAAACAAAGAAAGAAAAAGGAAACACAGUACAUCCGUCAGUCCAACUCGUAUUGCCAGGCGUGCGAAGUCACCAUCACCGCGUUCAGAAUGGUCAGAUAGAUCUCGUACCAAAGACAGCCCCCACACAAGGUCAACACAUAAAAAUACGCCUCGGGAUACAAGUAAGAAGUCCAAGAGAUCUCGUUCUGGUUCAAGGACGCCGAAACGGUCCAAAAGAUCGCGAUCUAGGACACCCAGAAAAUCUUCCAAAAAAUCAAGAUCUCAGUCCAGAUCCCCACAUCGAUCACACAAGAAAUCCAAGAAGAGCAAACACUAGUGAACUGUCCAUAACCUUUUCCUGUAAUUUUAGUUUUGUCCUGUGCCUGAACAAACUGUUGAGGAAUAUCAUUCCUGGCUUUUUUUUUGAAUGCACAUAUAUUCAUAAUGAAUAUUCAACUUCAAUCAAUCUGUGUGCUUUUUUGUAUAUGAAAAAGAAAUUGACUUCUCUAGUGCUAUGGCUUCAUCAUCUCCUAAACUUCAUUUGUAGAUUGUGUAAAAACAAAUCCCCCUUUGUUAGAUUUCUCAUGAGGAUCCUUGUAUGUCUCUUCCACCAGCAGUAGCCGUGUUGUAUUUGCAGAGGUGUAUGAGGAAGCCUGAAGCAGAGUGUUAUCCUUUUGUAAUUUUUAACAUUCAAUGAGAGUUGAAUAAAAAUCAGUACAGAAAGUUACAUAA